AUGUCGGCCUCGCCGCGCCAGCGUAAAGGCAUCGAUUGGCGAAGAACGUGGUCGUCGUCCGAAUCUAUGCAUGCCGGAGUAAUUUCUUUGCUGGAGGUGGUAGUGGUGGCAACGGUGAUGAGCAUUACGGUGGUGGUGGUAGUAGCCGUCGGAUGGUCCGCGGCGGCGACAGUGUCGGAGAGCACCCACACACACGUUGAGGAUGUUCGUCACUGCUCCGCCUCAGACGGUCAGCCGACGACGUGUUCCGACGAAGUGGCGGUCCUCAUCAAGGCCAAUUACCCCGGCGUUGUUGACCACCUUGCCAAAAAGUACGGCUUCCACAAUCUGGGCCAGCCUUUGUCCAUUUUGCAAUCGUUCGUCGUCAAAUAA
Soboliphyme baturini is the source of this 372-nucleotide messenger RNA. Lineage: Eukaryota; Metazoa; Nematoda; Enoplea; Dioctophymatida; Soboliphymatidae. The record is from the annotation of a GenBank genome assembly.